AUGGCAUACGUCGCCACCCUAUCCCCUCAUCACGCCUGCAGACAGAGUGCUCAUCUCCGUGCCGCUGUCUCUCCUUCUCUCCGCGCCCACCGCCCUGAAAGACCCCCUCUAUGGCGCCUUUCUGCACCGCCUGCACUCCCAGGGCCUGCUGGACCACCGCAAACUCACCCUUACUCCCAUUCCCCCAUUUCUCCCAUCUUCCCUUCCCCGAUCCCCUUACGCAUUCUCCCCUACAUCAUCCCCACACCUGCAGAUGCAGUUCUCAUCUCCGUGCCGCUCUCUCUCCUCCUCUCCGCACCCACGGCCCUGCAAGACCCCCUCUACGGCACCUCUCUGCGCCGCCUGCACUCCCAGGGCCUGCUGGACCACCGCAUGCUCACCCUCACUCCCAUCCCCUAUAUUUCCCCAUUUUUCCCAACCCCCCUACGGCCUGCUGGACCACCACAUGCUCGUGCUCCUCCUGCAGCUGCUGCACUGCACCGCUGCCACCAGAAAGAACGCUCCUUCUGGGCUCCCUACCUCUCCUGCCUGCCACAGUGCUUUGACUCGCCUCUGUGGUUCGACCAGGCCACGUUGGAGGAGCUGCGAGGCACUCCUCUGUACAACGCUGCAUGUGCGCAGAGGGCCAACUUGAGGCGUGUGUACGAGGAGCAGGUGGAGCCAAUCUUUGCUGCUGUGGUGGUCGAAGCAGAGGGGGAGCAGAACAGUGGCGAUGCCUCCAGCUGCAUCUCCUUGGACGAUUUUCUCUGGGCCAAUUCCAUUUUCUGGUCGCGAGCUCUAACCCUCCAGCUCGCUCCCAGCCUCUCUGCCUAUGUCAACAUCGCUGUGCCGGAUGCUGAUGUAGUGCCUCCUGUGCAAGGCAACGAGGUUACCAUCAGCUAUGGGGAGAAGGGCAACGAGGAGCUUCUGUUUCUUUAUGGCUUCGCCAUUCCCAACAACCCCCACGAGCGCCUCAUGCUCAACUACCCCCCGGCACAGCUUCAGGAAGACCCAUGCGCCGAGACCAAGCUACAGCUCUUGGCCGUGCAGGACCUCUCACUACAAUGGAUCAUUCCGCGUUCCUCCAAGUAUCCCAACAACGAUUGCCAGUAUGCCGGUGCUUCAUCUGCCAGGAGUCGGAAGGAGCAGGAGCGAGGGGAGAAGCAAGGGCAGGAGGACAAGCAGGGGCAGGAGGACAAGCAGGGGCAGGAGGACAAGCAGGGGCAGGAUGAGGUGCAGGUGCAGCAGGGACAGCAUAAGGAGGAGGAGGGUGGGGGGGAGCAAGAGGGGAGUGAGCAUGGGGAUGUGUUUCCCUCUAGCUUGAUGGCAGCACUGCGAGUGCUCUCACUCACAGAAGCCCAGUUGGAUGCUGCCACGUCAGCACUCCUGGAGCGCAAGGCAGCAGCAGGGGAGGGGGCUCUAAGCCCUGAGGACGCAAGCGAGGCAGUGAGAGAGGCAGCGGGGGGGGAUGCACAGGCGCUGCUGCUGCUGCAACAACUUCUGCAGCAUAGGCUUGACCGCAUGGUGCAGGGCACGGGGACUGCGGAAGAGGACGCUGCAUGGCUCAAUGCUCAUGCGGGCGUAGAUGAGCAGGAUAAGAGGUGA
Messenger RNA from Closterium sp. NIES-65, 1584 nucleotides. The record is from the annotation of a GenBank genome assembly. Lineage: Eukaryota; Viridiplantae; Streptophyta; Zygnematophyceae; Desmidiales; Closteriaceae.